Messenger RNA from Acaulospora morrowiae, 2619 nucleotides. The record is from the annotation of a GenBank genome assembly. NCBI's taxonomy places the organism in Eukaryota, Fungi, Glomeromycota, Glomeromycetes, Diversisporales, Acaulosporaceae.
AUGUCUCGUUCUUCGUGGUGGAGCUCAACAACCUACAAUGAAUAUGACUUCCUCGUUGCUCCUAAAAGCAAUCCAACGGAGUCUUCAAAAAACAGCGCAAAAGAAAAAUCAAGUCCAGUGAGUGAAGCAUCUAAUACUUCUGAGGCUUGCUCAAGAAAAAUACAGGAUAAAGAUGCUCCUAACACAAUACCAAUACCACAAAACCAAAAUAGCGGUUACAAGCGUGGUCGUGUCGAACAAAGAAGUAAAACUUCCUCAUGGAGUUGGUGGUCUUCCUCAUCGAGUGGCCGCUCACACAUGAACAGUAGUAGCCCUGAAGAGAAACAUAAGUAUCAUGAUGAUGCCUCAACUUAUGAUAGCGACAAAGAUAGUAAUAGUUCUUCUGUUGACAUUUCCUCUUCGAUAAGUGAGACUCAUAGUGAAAAUAAAAAAUCUCACCAAUCAGUAGAAAUAAAUCCCAUAGAUUCCGCAGAAAAGGAGCACAAAAAGCCGUCGGAAACCGCAACCAUCAUAGAGAAUUCAGAGGAGCAUACUGUUGUUAAUAAAGCUUCCGAUCCAAGAUCAUCAUCUUCCUGGUGGCUAUUCGGAAACAAUAAUAACAAUAGUCGAUCAUCCGAAAAAUUCGACACUACUAAAACUACCAUCAACACUAAUACGGUAAUAGACAACAAAUCAACCACAGAUCUUUCACAAAUAAAAGUAGUUACUAAAGACUCUAGUAUCACACAACAAAAUGAGGAACCAGAUCAGUCGAAAAAUCCAAUAAAAAGCUCCACCACUUCAAUACAGAACGGAUAUUCAACGGUGAGGGUAAAGAAAACGUCAUCGGAUACAAAACGGUGGUCACUGUUCGGUACGUGGUCAUCAUCAACAUCCACAUUGAACUUGUUGGAGAAUAAUGACAGGAGUGAGAACAAUAAGACCGACGAUGAGGCUUCCUCGACAGAACCGGACGCUCCUCUAUCACGAUCAUCAACUUUACCUACAACGCUCCCUCCGUCAAACAUCACACCAUCGCCUUCCGCCAAAGAUUCACAGAAAUCAUCGACAAAUCCUCAAAACAAGCAUGAAGCCAACCCAUUGGUCCAAUCACUCUCCAAAAAUAAGCAGUCGUGGUUGGACUUUUUUACAAACGGACCUCCAUCUCAAACGAACGUGGCCAGAAUAAAAAAGAAUUCGAGCAUCAAAAUGAUCACCGACGGUAAACCCGAUGAUACAUUGCCCGUGAUAAACGAAGUACCAAAAUCGAUGAAUACGUUCGAUGAAGGGAAAGCAAAACCGGUUGUAAUAAAAUCUUCGCCAAAAUUAAAGCCGGUGCCUCUCAACGUUGUGUUGCCAACGUUUGAUGAAUUUGCGAUAAAUAAGCCUCGUAAAAUUCCAAAUUCACCCAUCCAACAAACUCUUCAUAUUAUAAAUUCAUAUUUCUUUCCGCCAGACAAACCUCUCGAAGGUGGUCUGCCCAAAUGGCUCGAUGAAAUUACUCGUUCCACCGUUGACGUUAAACGUAUUGCCAUCAUUGGUGUGCAUGGAUGGUACCCUACAAAAUUUGUGAGGUCCGUGGUUGGGGAACCAACAGGUACGUCGCAAAAAUUUUGUGACAUGAUGGCCAAAGCCGUGUUGGGAUAUCUCUCUCAGCAUAACAUCAGCCUUCCAAGUGAUGCGAUCACUUGCAUACCGCUUGUGGGUGAAGGCACGAUAGAAGCUCGGGUGAAAUUAUUAUACGAAAAUUUGAUGCACAAUAAAACAUGGUGUGAAGCUUUAUCUUUAGCAGACGUUGUAUUUGUUGCAACCCAUUCUCAAGGGACACCCGUUAGCACAAUCCUCCUUUCUCGACUCAUCAAUGAGCGUCUGGUGAAUCCAAGGAGACAACGUAUAUGCAUGCUAGCCAUGGCUGGGAUAUCACAUGGACCUUUUCCUUACUUGUUAAAGAAUUAUCUCAUAACUUAUUACAUUGGAACAUCUGAUCCGUCCAAGGAACUGUUUGAAUUCAUGAAUCCCGAAAGUAUGAUUUCCAAAAAGUAUCACGAGGCACUCAAAACUGUGAUCAAUUGUGAUGUUAAAAUAGUGUAUGCCGCAUCUCUGGAUGACCAAGUAGUACCGCUAUACUCCGGCCUAUUUACAGGUCUCAGUCACCCAUCAAUUAUGCGUGCAAUUUAUAUUGAUGGUCCAUUAUAUCAAGAAAACGACUUCUUAACAAAUUUAAUCGUUUUUUGCAUACGAUUACGAAACGCUGGUAUACUUGAUCACGGUUUGAUAGUUCAGUUAAGUGAGGUGGCCGCCGGUCCUAUAUAUGGCGAAGGACAUUCAUCAUUGUAUACUGAGAUCGAUGUUUACACACUGGCGGUGCGUUAUCUUUUUGAGACUGCACCUUUGGGAAGGCACGAAAUUAAAAUUGAUAAAUUUCAAGCACAACAUAAAAACAAUCCAUCUUAUCUCCCAUGGGCGAUGCGUGGGAUAUUAGAAGACAAAAAUGUUACCAGAAGCCGGGGACUUGUGCAUGAGAUUAAUAUAUUGAGAAAACAAUACAAGGAGUGGGAACCUACGACAAAGAUUAUGAAAGAUAUUAAGCUUCGCCUGGAACCUUUCAAAGACAUUAUCCUUGAGAGAGCGAGACUAUGA